CAGCAGAUAAAUUAAGACUAGAAGAAUUGGGCAAAUCACCUAAUCCAUUCGUAAGGAGUCAUCCAGAAGCCUAUUAUAGAAGUCGCGUGCUUAAUUUCUCCAACAUUCCUGAUCUUCCUGAACCAGUCAAUGAUCAACUUGAGGACAUUAACAUCUUGCAUGAAGGUUUUAUGCGUGAUCUUUCUCAGUCCAGCUCAGUGACUCGGAGAUGUAGAUCAGUGAUGUGGAAGCCUACCUUGACGAUAUAA
Messenger RNA from Acaulospora morrowiae, 248 nucleotides. Lineage: Eukaryota; Fungi; Glomeromycota; Glomeromycetes; Diversisporales; Acaulosporaceae. The record is from the annotation of a GenBank genome assembly.